Nezara viridula (southern green stink bug) is the source of this 2566-nucleotide messenger RNA. Lineage: Eukaryota; Metazoa; Arthropoda; Insecta; Hemiptera; Pentatomidae. The record is from the annotation of a GenBank genome assembly.
GUCUGUUGGCCUUCCAGGAGCAGGUCUUCUUUUCAGAUUGGGAUGUGCCGGCCCCAGAGCAGCUUUCCACCCGUACACAAAAUCUUUGUAAUAUGGGUAGUUCUGUUACGACACUAGUUGAGAAAUAUCAUUCUCCGUAAGGACAUAGCGUCCGGUUUUCUUCGCCAUUCUGACCCUUAGCCCAGCAAAGAAACAAAGUUGACUAUGACGUUCUCAGCCAUCUCCAGUACUCCGCAAGUUGAGCAUAGGGGAUCUAUGUCUUUUCCAAGGCUAAGCAACUUAGCAUGGAAACUCCGAUGCUCUGAAAAAAAAAACUCGACACCAUAGGACCUACAUUUCUUUCCUCUGAACCACUACGCACGAUCGGUACAAAUUGCCUCUAGUCUCACAUUUGUGGGGCAGGAUCUCGAUAAGAUACCUCACCUAUCCAAAGUCUUACCACGAUCGACGUUGCUCACAUUUGAUCACCUAUAAACACCUUAGCUCGUUAUACAAAUAUCAAUGAAGGUUGGUAACAAAUUCAAUUCGAAUAAAUGUUGCUUCCUCACUGCCAGAGGUAGGGAAGCUUUGCAUUUUAAUAGCCUUUAGUCAAUUGUUUACUGCAAAGAGCCAUUAGUAUAAUCUCUUCUUUUAUUUAUUGAAAGGUUAACCAUUCUGAAUGAGACCCAUGCUAGAAUAUUUUUUUUCACAUAAAAGCAAUACUGUUGCUUCACUUUAAAAAUAAAAAUAAAAAAACAUACUUUAUAUCAUGGUCACUGUGUGUGAUACUGUAAUUGAUGUGGAGUUCAUCGGUUUGGCAAAUGAAUAUUUAUAGAUGAUUGGCGAAAUCGCUAUCUCGCAACUUACAAUACGAUAAUGUUGGUUGUCAAUAAUUGGCACCUCACUAUUUCUGCCAGCUGUUAUAAACCUCGUAGUCCUAAUCAAGUUUAAAUUUCCUUAUUGAUGUGUUAAUAACCUUAACUCAUUCUUUUAUUUUAGAUAUUCCAUAUCUAAACAAACCCAUACGGACAUGACUAGGAAACUUUAAUAAUGACUCAUUUGAUGGAUUCGACUGGUACAAAAAGAAGCAAGUCUCUAUGCCUUAGCCUCAACUUACAAGUAUCAGAAAAUGAUUCCGAGGCUGAAAACCUGUUCGUAGGCGAUCUGACAAAUAGGACCCUAAAAACUAAAGGUGCUGACCGGCGAAGGUGGUUGGUGUUGACUAUCUACGGCUUAGCAGCCGUCGCUCAGGUAGUAAUCUGGAAUACAUGGAGUCCGAUUGCAAGUUCAGCAUUAUAUGCCUAUCCCUCCUGGAAUUCCAGUACAAUAGCCCUUUUGAAUAAUUGGGGAUGUAUCACUUUCUUGAUAUUCAUUGUUCCUUGUUGCUGGUUUCUUAAUACUAAAGGACUGAAACCAUCAUUUACAUUAUCCACCGCUAUGUCCACCAUCGGCACUGGAAUACGUUUAUUACCAGUUGAAGAAUCCUAUUUCACAAUAAUUGCUCAUUUGGGAGCUAUAUUUAAUGCUGUGGGUGGAGUGUCUUUAAGUCCUGCUAUUCUGUUACUAUCUUCAACUUGGUUUCCACCCAAUGAAAGAACUACUGCAACAGGUAUUGGCACUACUAUGUCAUCAUUUGGAAUUGCUGUUAGCUAUAUUAUAGGACCUUCAAUAGUGUCAGAGACAACAGAAACAGAGACAUCAGUGGAAGAAAUAUUCCGUCAUAGAAGAAAUAUAAAGAGGGAAAUAACUUUUCUGUGUCUAAUUGGAUUUGUUACCGAACUACUACUUCUAUUUCUGGUUGUGUUUUUCUUUCCUGAAAGGCCUUCACAGCCACCAAGUAGAUCUUCAAUUUUAAAAAAUUUACAGCCUGCAGAAGGAAUGUUAAGUGCCUUGAAAGAACUAACAAAAAAAUGCAACUUUUGGACUUUGGCACUGUCAGCAUCCAUGUUAUCCGGAAUUACUGGACCAUGGCUUUCAUUGCUAACUAUUAUAUUUGAUAAUACUGGAAUAACACAAAAUGAAACUGCGAGUCUUGGGUUUUGGACUAUUGUAUGUAGCUGUUGUUUAGCAUUAUCAGUCAGUAAGGUGUCUGAUUUCUGUCCAAGGCGUAUCAGAUACAUAUUAUUAGUCUUAGUAGCAAUGGGAGAUGUAAUGUUCUUUUGGAUUUUAUUAAUGACUACUCAUAAAGUGAGAUAUGUUAGAGAAACUCUGGCACUUGCUGUAAUUACCGGCCUAUCUCUAGUUUGGGCAGCUCCGCCAUUAUUUUAUGAAUUUGGAGCAGAGAUAACUUAUCCAAUUUCUGAAGGCAUAAUUGGUGGUAGUAUGAUGGCUCUCAACAAUGCUGUUGCUUGUUGUGUAUAUCUUCAACUAUAUAUAUUUCCCCAUAUGAAUGUAGCAUGGAUGAAUUACGCACUAGCAUAUUUUGGAUUAUUCUCUUUCAUAUUGCUGCUUUUUGUCAAAGAUGAAUAUAACAGACUUGAUGUUGAUCGUGGUUAAAAGAAAUUGAUUUUUAAAUAGUAUGAAUCAACAGUAAUGUUACUUACAGUGAUCUGUAUAUGUGCUAAAUAUAUAUUUACCAAAUUGUGCU